AAGUGGGGGAUGGGUGGAUUGGAGACGAGGGAGCGGGACGGCGUCCGCAGCGUCCGCUCCGGGCUCGACUGAUGAUGGAGCUGGCUGGAUCGUCGGGGGUCGGUCGGCUCCGCCUCUUCUGUAAAAACAAAGUUAUUCUUGCCUUUAGAAAGUGGAGGCGUCUGGCGAGGGACUGUGCGAGGCCGUGGAGGCGCAGGCUUUAUCAAUCCGCCUGCGCGGUUGCCUCGCGCCAGACGCCUAUGUUUUGGUUGCUCUAAUUGCCCUUGAGAGCGUCUGGAGGAUGACGGUCCGUUGCGUCAUCGGCUUCCGGCCUUAG
Molecule: messenger RNA, 316 nt
Organism: Caenorhabditis auriculariae
Lineage: Eukaryota; Metazoa; Nematoda; Chromadorea; Rhabditida; Rhabditidae
Source: the annotation of a GenBank genome assembly